Molecule: messenger RNA, 2378 nt
Organism: Poecilia reticulata (guppy)
Lineage: Eukaryota; Metazoa; Chordata; Actinopteri; Cyprinodontiformes; Poeciliidae
Source: RefSeq, a predicted model, not a curated record
UUAUUCUGGACCUUCCAAGGAUCCCUAAAUCUGCAGCCUUGCUGGUCCUGCUUGAUCCCAUCAGAGGUUCACUGUCAGUCAGGAACGCCUAUGAAAGUUCAAAUCUUUUCCAAGAAACGUUUUGAUCUCUCAGGGUCAGCUAAUCUGACCAAACAGGGAUGGUUUGUGAAGUUCCUAUCUGGUGUUCCAGCGCCGGCCUGAGCCAAAGUAAACGCUGUGCAGCGCUCCAGUCCCUCUGCGCCUUCAGGAGGAUCUGCUCAUGUUUUAACAGUGCUGCUGUUUUCUCCUGCAGGUCAGUUUUUACUGGAAGAGUCACGGCUAAUGGAAGCAGCGGAGAUGGCGAAGACGGCCGCCCGCCUCGACGGUGGGGAGUUCGAUGUGGUGUUCAGCGCCGCUCACAUGCUCAGACAAGCCAAGCUCAACGAAGCAGCCGAGAAGUAUUACGGACAAGCAGCGAGCCUGAGACCCAACUACCCCGCAGCUCUGAUGAACCUCGGAGCGAUCCUCCACCUCAACGGGAAACUGCAAGAAGCCGAAGCCAAUUACCUCCGGGCUCUUCAGCUGAAACCAGACGACACCAUCACCCAGUCGAAUCUGCGAAAGCUCUGGAACAUCAUGGAGAAGCAGGGCCUGAGGACCACGACUCCCUGAGAUCUCCCGUCCCGCCUACACACCAUCUGCGCUCCAGACCCGGGGAGACGGGCGGCCUGCGUGCCCUCGUUCUGUUUUCUCAUCCAGGAGAGGAGGAAGAGGCCGAGGGAGGACGUUUGCAGAGACACGUUGUGCCGCACAGCCUCCCCUCCCCCCACUAAUCACCUCGGAGCUCUGCAAACACCUCAGGCCUGCAGCUUUGCUCAGGAUUGCUUACAGUCAGGAAGGCCCUGCGUGGUAUCUGGAUUCCUUUCUGCAGAUUUACUGCUUUCGUUUUUUAUUCAAGAUUUCUUCAAGUUCAAGUGAAGCCACAAGUUCAUCGCUGCCGCAGAAUGAGGUAUGGAAAACACAGAGGGGAGCACUGAAGGACUUUCUGUCAAAUUUUAGUUUCACUUUGUGUUUUUUCUUGAAAAUGAAGGAAAGAAGGUACAUAUGAAGAAAUUUAACUUCUUAAAAUUUAAUUUAUAGUCUCUGCUUUUAAACCUCAUUCUCACUUUAAUCUGAAAUUGCACCACAUAUUGAUUCCUAAAGUAGCAACCGUCCUGAUAUUCAGAGAAAAACAUAAAAAGGGAAUGCAGAGUUUCUAUUUCAGCACAUUAAGAGUCUGCAGUUAACCCAACUAAUCUGUUUUAGCAAGCUUUGAAAUGGUCUUCAUACCAGAGGUAUUUUUAUUCUUCACUUCUAAACAUUAAGCUACCAUCACCAUUAAGAGCUUAAAGCUUCAGGUUGCAGAUGGAAAGUCUUCCCAGGUUCCAAGCAGCUCGACAGAACCUGCAACAAAAGAGUUCGACCAGCCAAAAGGAAAUGCUAAGCUAAUGCUAAGCUAGUGUCCAACUUUUAUCCUUACAUGGAUCAACACAGAGUCACAGAAAGGGAAAUGUUUAAAUGCCUUUAUGCUUAGGUAAAGUUAUGUCAUUGUGUUUGAAUAAAUAUUAAUAUAUAGCUGCCACGUUUUAGUACACAGAACAACACAGCAAACUGUAACUGAGCGAGUUUGGCUUGUUACGAUACGGUGAAGGGUCUUCGGUAUCCUUAAAGCUGUUCUUAGGUCUCAUCUGUAUAUAUUUUGUCUAGUUUUCAUAUAUUUGGUUGUUUUUGUCAGUUUUUAGUAAAAGAAAGAGCACCUUCAUUAAAGUUUGUACAGUAUUUGUUAUUUGUCCUAUUCAUAGAGUUAUUGAUCUAGAGCCAGUGGUGGGCACAUGCAUGCUAUUAGCAGAGCUCAUUUUUCGUUCAGCGCUUUAGCAUUUUAACACACUCAGCUUCUCUUAAAUUAAUAUUUUCAGAUGCAUUCUAAUUUAGUUGCCUGUUUUGGAAACUUUCAGUUAAUUAAAUAAAGUUCAUUGUCUGAGUUGAAGUUUUUGUUAUCGACUCAAGUUGUCAGACAUUUCUCUUCAUGCUCUUAUUUUGAAGUGUGCAAAGACAGUUCCACUUCCUGUCCUCACAAUUGUUUUUCUCAAAACAUUAUCAAAAAUAAAAUACAAUGAAUUCAGAGCAGUUAUUAAUAUACAUUUGCACAGGUGAACAGAAUCCACUGAGGAUUAUUUACGUGAAUACCUUGAAUAAGGUGCAUAUAUCCAGUGUUUUUAUAGCCUACGUUCUUCACUCAUGGUGCGGUGCAGUCUUUACCCAGAAUGCAUUGCUGUUGUUCUACAGUAAACAGUCCAGUGUUUUCUGACUUUUGGAAAAAUUAGCAACAGAUUUAGCGAAACUCAACUAUAAAACCGAAA